AUGCCCUCGGCCUUCAAGCGCCGCCUGCCCGCGGCCGCUGCGGCGCGUGCGGCAGCCGCAGCGUCGGUGCCAGCCACAGCCGCAGCGGACGGCGGCGCCGCCGCGGCCUCAGCGCCGCCACGCAGCUCCUUCCCCUCGGGCCACGCCAUCCUCGACGCUCUGCUGCCGCAGGGCGGCCCCGUGCGCCUGCUGCUGCCGGCGCCGCAUCUCGGCCACGCGCGCCCACUCGAGGCGCACGAGCUGCCCGCUGCUCACACCGCCGCCGCGCACGCCUCCUCGCUGGCGCUGCUCGGCGCCGGACGGGCCCUGGCGGAUGCUGAGCGCGUCCUCGUCGUGGCGCCGCAGAUCGCCGAGGCGCGCUCGUGGGCAGCACGGAUACCGGCACCGGCACCGGCCGCGAGUGGCAGCAGCUCAACCGCGUCUACUCCAGUCGCUUCUGGCUCUACGACGCCAGCCGCGGCGCUCGCCAAGGCCGCCAGCGACGAGAGCAGCCUGGGCAGUGCGGCGCGCUAUGCGCAUCUCGUGCCGCAGCUCGCGGCCCGCGGCGUGCCGAGUGCAGGCAGCGGCGGCGAGGCUCUGCUCGAUCUCGCACGCACGCUCGGUGUAGAGCGUGCGCAGCAGCUCGAGGCGCAGGGCGCGCUGCGUUGUGCAGCACUGGGAGAGGGCAGCAGCGAGGUGGACGCCGUGCGUGUGCUGCGUGAGGUGCAGAAGGACGGUCCUGUGCACGCUGUGCUGCUUCACGCAGGCGCCGCACUCGACAGCCGUGCCCUCUUCCGGCGGCUGCUGAGCCUGCGCGCGGCGCUGCACGCUUCAUCAAGCCUCACACUGCUCCUUUCGCCGCACUGGCUGGCACAGUGCACGCCUCCUGCGCUUUCUCGGCUGUUAAGUCUCUCUGACUCGGGGCUCUGCCUCUCCGUCUUUGCCUCGCCGCUAGCCGAGGCGUUCCCCGCGUACAGCGGUGCGCUUCGCUGCGCCGUGCAGCGCGCACCGCCGGGUCGGCUCGUGUGCAGUGCGCCGCCCGAACUGGGCUACCGCGCACGGCGGCGGGGCAUAGGCAUCGGCCUGCUGCACCUCGACGUUGGCGGCGGCGUCGGUGAGCGCCGCACCAAGCCCGCCCCGACGGGCGACGACAUCGAGGAGGCGGGCAGCAGCCUGGCGCGCAAGGGCGUGCCGCAUGCCCAUGCGCACGAGCAUGCAGCGCCGCACGAGGACAAGCAUGCACAUACAGCGGACCCGCAGCCAAUACCGCAGCCACCGCCCCCUGAGGCUGCGCCGAAGCUGACAGGCCUGGCGGCGCUGCGGGCGCGAGGUGCUCAGAAGCGGGCAGAGGCAGCGGCAGCAGCAGCUGCCGCAGCUCAACACAGCAAUACAUGACACCUCGGGGACCAUUCAGGCUCUGCCUCUGGCGGAAUGUGUGCUGCACCUGCCUGCGUAGAGGUGCAAGGUCUGCGGCCUGGCGGCGGCAGAGUAUGCCGCCACUUUGAGGGCGUUGCGCUCAGUCUGGCUCGCUGCGGCGACGUGGCCAUCGUGUCUGACACUGCCUGUGAACCGUGCACGCAACCCUGACUGGCCUUCGUGGGGCGCGGGUGGAGCGGUCUCGCCCUGAGCUGCGAGAGCAUGCGCGCCAGUCCUAUGGCGCUUGAAAAUGUGCCAGUCGAGGCGCGUGGCCUGCUCUCCGGUGUCUUGCAGCAGGGCUACUCGUUCGGCUGGGAGGCCGCGCGCGUGGGAACACGAGGACCCG
This is a messenger RNA of Tilletiopsis washingtonensis, 1741 nucleotides long. RefSeq lists its product as hypothetical. The transcript is spliced from 2 exons. Lineage: Eukaryota; Fungi; Basidiomycota; Exobasidiomycetes; Entylomatales. The record is from RefSeq and is a predicted model, not a curated record. The coding region runs from base 1 to 1374 and encodes 457 amino acids.